UCAUGGACCUUUGUCUGAUAUUGCCUAAAGUGCCCUUUCUCAUCACUGUGAUCUAGUUAGCUCUGAUAGAAAAGAGGAUUGCCAGCAUGUAGUCUCCUGCCUGAUCUGGAGAAUGAAGCCUCAGGAAACGACAUGAAGCAGUGGCUUACUGCUGUUUCUCCCACAGAUAAAAUUGAUCUCAUUCAUGAUAUGAUUGCAUAGCGAAGAGCUAGGAACUUCUGAGUGACAAUUAAAGCUCUGGAGUUGUUCCUCAGUGAGACCAGAGGAAUAGGAUUAGGAAGGAUGCAGCUGAAGAUUUUACUGGCAACCUGAAUGUACAGGUGGAGCCUUUGGAAGGAAGUGAGGAGGUUCAUUCUCCCAGGACAGAUUGCCACUGACAAUUUCUCAGCAGGCAGGAUGUCUCCACAUCAUCUCUCAGGCCACUUUUGAUGCUCCAUAGUACAAAAGGCAUCUACAUACCUGAGAAGUAAAGUUGCUUGGCCCAACAGAGAAGAAAGAAAUAAAAUACUUUUUACUUAUCCCCAAAUUUGCUGUGUAUCAUUGUGAGCUCGUGUUUGUGAAUCCAGACAUACACAUUUGGAGGAAUGUGGAAACUCCAUGUGCGCCAGGACCUCUGCCUCCACAUGAUGUCAGUAGAGAGUGUACUUUUGGAGCUGUCAUUGCAGGGGAUAUGUAAAAAUUCUGCUCUUUGCAACAAGAUUUCAUGGCUAAUGUCACAGGACUUUGGUGUUGACUGUUCAAACAUGAUCUCAGUAGGACAGAGAGUGAACCAUGCUGCUCCCUCCACUCAUUCUUCAGUUUAAGGUAGCUGUUGUAUUUUAUGUGUAUUCUUCUACCCUAUAACGGAUUGUCAGACAGAUGCUGCUUUGCUGUUAUGUGGCUGUAUUUUGGGGGUGAGUGAAAAUUUCUCUGCGCAUCCUAAUCACUCUGUGUUUUUUUGGUUUUCCCCAUAAUGUCAUGAGUUCUCUUACCAUAUGGUAAUGGCGAUAUUAUUACUGACAGGACAUACUAGGAGAAUUUUCACAUAAGCGAUCAGUGAUCUAUCCAAAGAAAUUUGGAGCAAUCUGAUCUCCAGCUCCUGGAGAUGCCUUCUGCUGAUGCCAGGUUUCAUGAUGAAAACAAGAUGCUUGCUUCUCUUUCCUUCCCGAGAGAAAUGUACCAGCUUAGUUAUGAGAACUGGCUGGGAGAAACAAGCCACUUCUUUUUUUAUUAUUACUAUUCUUUUAUUUGAGUGAUAUGGUUAUUAACUGCAGCCACCCCCCUCCAUCUAAUUGUGCUGCUGUCGUGUCUGUCCCAGGGCAGCAUCCCCUGCCUAGCAUCAGCUCAUUUCUGCAUUAACUCUUCAGUGAGAGAGCUCACAGCCCAAAUAAGAGAAUUCCCAGAGACAAAAGCUCUAAUAAGCAAAGGCAAUUGAAAUGAUUCAUGGAAAAACUGCCAAAAUCAGAUGGAUUCCCAGGCCACUGAGCCCCUCACCCAUCCAUCUCCCUUUCCCCUCCCCUUCCACCAGCAUUCCCUCCCCCACUCUGAGCCAGGCAUCUGAGAGAAAAGGCUCUGCCUUGCACAGCCUGUGUGACAGCAGGAGGGAGAGGGAGCUGGAGAUAUCGAGGAAGAGGAAGCCGUGCACAGGGCUGGGAAGUACUGCAUGCCGUCUUCCGACACUGCAUCCAAGCCUGGAGGAGAGGGAACCUACUGCUUGCAGGAGCACCUUCUCUCAGCUGUUCGUUGGCAUCUGCAGCAGGUGCUUGGAGUCUAAAGAGGGCAGAAUGGGAUGAGAAAACACCACUGGCAAUUCCGAUCACGGUCCUCGUGAUGAAAACAACUGGGUGUUCAGCUGACCAAAAUGCAGCAGCAAGAAACAAAUAACCUGAGAGGAAAACCAGCAAAAGCUAAACCUAGGCUGCAGAAUCCCUGACUCCGGAAUCAAAUCCAUGUGUGUGGGCUGCUGAUCUGCCAUCUGACGGCUUCUUGCAAAGACCCUGAGGGUUUUGGUUGUUUUUCCCUUUCUGCUGUGAAUCUGUCAGCUAACGUGGAGCGGUCUGGCUUGAAAAUAUUUCUCCGGUAGUUUGACAGGACCUGGCGUCUUCUGCACUGAAUUCUGAGCAUGUGAAGGGACAAGGCAUGUCUGUAGCCAGAAUCCUGAGGCUCCCUGGGAAACGGAUUCUGUGAGGCGAAAGGUUAAAGUGGGAUCAUGGGAGGGAAGCAGGUCAAAUGUCUUACCUCACCUAGUCCUAUCCAUAGUGUGAAGAGCGAAUCCACCGUAGCCCCAUCAGAGGAGAAGGAAAGACUUGUGAUCAUCCACACUGAAGAAACAGAAACUAAAACAGAAGAGACAGAAUCUCAUUUCCAGCCUGAGUGGCAAGCUGGGAACCCUGGGCCAUAUUUGGAGAAUUCAUGGGAGGAGCAGCUUUUGGAACAACAGGACCAUUUGGAAAAGGAAAUGGAGGAAGCGAAGAAGAUGAUUUCAGGCUUGCAGGCUUUGUUGCUCAAUGGGUCUUUACCUGAGGACGAGCAGGAAGGGUCCUUUGAACUUUGUGAACGUGGAGCAUGCCCUGAAGAGCAGCUGAUCAUAAUCCGAAGUCGCCUGGACCAGAGUGUGGAAGAAAAUCAAGACUUAAAGAAGGAGCUACUGAAAUACAAACAAGAAGCUCGAAACCUACAGGGAAUAAAGGAUGCUUUACAGCAAAGGCUGAUUCAACAGGAUGCGUCAGUUCUUCAGCUAAAGCAGGAACUGCUGAGAGCAAACAUGGACAAGGAGGAAUUGCACAACCAGAACGUUGACCUUCAGAGGAAGGUUGAAGAGAGAAACCGGCUACUGGCAGAAUACAAGAAAGAACUGUGCCAGAAGGAUCGGCAUUUACAGCAGCAUCAGACCAAACUGGAUGAAAUGCUUAGGCAGCUUUCUGAGGCCAGCUACCAACAGGUAGAUUUGGAGCGGGAGCUGGAGCACAAAGAGGCCCUGCUAGCUCACUGCAUGAAGAGAGAGGCUGAAGAGGUGAUGGCUUGCACUGGUCAUAGCGCUCAGAGCAAUGGCUUCCUCCAGACAGCAGGGAAAGGAGCUGCUCCCACAGCGCACCGAGGGACAAGUGACUUGCAGCUGGUUCGUGAUGCCCUUCGCAGCCUCAGGAACAGUUUCAGUGGCCACGAUCCACAGCAUCACACUAUUGACAGCCUGGAGCAAGGCAUCUCCAGCCUAAUGGAACGCCUGUACCGUGUGGAAACGCAGAAGAGGCAAGAGAGAAGGACGCGGGGGAAAUCACCAGCAAGCAGAGCAACAAAUGAGUGUAGAGACUCCUGGCCUCCCAAAUCCAAACUGCCUCAUUCUCACAGCACUCCCGUGAUGAGCACCAGUGCCUGCACCAAAGUGUUAUACUUCACUGACCGCUCCCUCACACCUUUCAUGGUCAACAUACCAAAGAGGUUAGGGGAAGUGACUCUGAAGGAUUUUAAGGUAGCUAUUGAUCGUGAAGGAACUCACCGGUACCAUUUCAAAGCCCUGGAUCCAGAGUUUGGCACAGUCAAGGAGGAGGUAUUCCAUGAUGAUGACAUCAUUCCUGGUUGGGAGGGGAAAAUUGUGGCCUGGGUGGAAGAAGACCACGGAGAGAAUUAAUCAAGCUUUGAAGUCUUGUCACUAUGGAAACCUGUAACUGGCUGCUGAACUCAAAGAAUGACCAACAGCCUGUGUCCUGGAAGGAGUCCAAAUCAAGCUGCCAAAAACAGAGGGCUUCUCUGCAAACAACGGGCAAUGCAUGUUGUGUGCAUGGGCACCUGGCAUCUGACUUUCAGUGCCCAAAUGCAGUGUUCUGAGACUGAAAUGACAGGUCCAUGGGAAAGAAACACCUUACUUUGUCCUGUCAACUAAACCCUGAAGGCCUUAAUGAUGCAUUGCUCCUUUCCCCUGCUUCUCCAUUCCUGCAGUAUGUGCUGCAGACUGUGAUCUGAGCAUUUCAAGUCUGUUUCUUGUACAUGCUAGUACACAGAUCUGCACCGAUGGCAAAAAUGUGAAGCUUUGCCUUCAAGAGUCAGAAGCAGCCUCUAGAUGAUGCGAGCCGAAGGUUUUACCAACUUUGUUUCUAGACUUGCAUGUGUUGCAGGAGCAGAGCGAACUUCCUGGACAUUCUGGACUGACAGUGUAGAAAAGUGACCUGGGGAGGGAAGAGAGUCUCCAUAAGGUUUUACGCAAGGUCUAAAGAAAAGAUCACCAGCUUGGCAAAACUCCCUUUCUCCCAAACUCAGGCUUCUGUUUCCUAGCCCAGCUUUUCCCACUUGCUCUCCAAAGCUGUACUCACCUCUGAGGCAUUCUGGGUUUGUUUUGUUGCCAUGGGGACGGUGGGAUCUUGGUCCUUGCUUAUUUGCUGAAGGAUUUCAUUUGUGCGGGAGCUGGAAUCGGCUGCUUCCCUGAGGUACUUCAACCCCUCUCCUUGUUGAGCCUCUUUCCCUCCUCUCCUGCCCUCUCCUCUUUCGGCAAGGCAGACAGUUUCUCACCACCUACCACAAGCAUCACUGUGUGCUGCUGUCCACUCAUUGCCAGGGCCACUAAAUACUUGUCAACACCAGUAGGACAAACCCCAUCGCCCUGGUAUGCCUGUUCCUGGGGUGCCUGAAUGAUCAGGAAAUAAAUGACUACUUGGGAAAGGACAAGCCCUAAAAUCCCUGAGGAUGGGUUUUCCUUUUUGGUUUUGUGGGGGUUUUUUUGUUUGUUUGCUCUUGCAUUGCCUGUCUCUGACCCUCUGCUGGCAGUCAGUUGAAUUUCCAGAGUACUGGCUGUGAUGUACCGCAGGCACUGUUGACUUAUGGCAAGUCAAGGUUCUGCUCAUUCUCGGUCCAUGUGGCCCUUCCGUGGACUACCUGUGUGUCUGUGCUGCGCAUGAGUCUGGGAGAAGCUGAUCCUGGUUUUACUGUUUUAUAUUAACAUGUCCUUUUGUAAACAUGUUCCUGUUCUUGGAAUUAUUUUGUACCAGUUUACAUUUGUCUGAGGACUGUGGAUAUUUUUAUACUAGUGCAAGUGCUUUCUGUAUAUUUCUGCACGCAUUAUACUGUGUUUUGCUCAUUUUCUCGUGGUUGCUGAGAUGUUUUCUAUUGUCUGGGCUCAUAACUUUUAUUUUACUAUGGAAAUCCAACCAGUUCCUGCUGGAUUUUAUAUUUUUGUGAGCUUUAAUGGACAUCAACAAUACUAUUUAUUUUCUCACUGCUUCACUGUUCAGGAAGUAGUUCGAGGCUGCUAUGUGCCUCUGUGGCUCUGUGCCACAUUGGCACAACACAACAUGCCUCCUGUUCUGGACAAUUUGUUAUGGUGACAUUCUCCUUACAGACAGCAGUAGGAAAGUUCAUCAAUUAACAAGUUCAUCAAUGGUCGGGGGGGGGGAGGGGAAUACCUCUGUUUGGAAAAGAAACAAAGAUUUUCUUCCUCCCUGGAAAUAAUUUCUUUGUUGCAUGAUCUCUAGUGUGUUCAUAAAGAGAGCAUGGGGUUGCUAUACUGAAAUCAAUUGUAUCUGAAUUGCAAAUUUUUCGCAAGUGUUUGUUGCUUCAGCUUUUACACACCAGUUUUAUUUUGGCAAGAGCCAUGCACGCAGGCUACAAUUUUAUGGAGAAAAUUAAGACAAUUUUCAAGGUCUGUAGUUGCCAGUUCCAUCUCUCUCUCUGCUACUCAAAGAUGAGCAGUUUGGUUUUGGAGCACUGAAGACACAGGAGCUUGUUAAUAUGAUCAGAGCUUCUAAUGGAUAAGUCUUCAAUCCUUGCCCACAGCUAUCCAGUUUUCCCAUGAAGAAAAAAGUUGUUAUCUGAUACAGUAAACAACUUCUUGUUCUUAGAUCAGCUCAGAUAACUAACCAUGGUCACAUUUAAUAUGCUCACUGCCACUAGAGAGCCAAGGACUGAAUCUUAUCUGGAAACACAUGUUCUCCAGAGCAACAAUGGGCUAUAUUUGAGAAAGAGCAAGACUGGAGAAAAGGCUUGCUUUUUAGAUGUGGCAGUCAUGUACCUUUCAUCUAUGCUAGGACAAAAAAAGACACCUCCUAAGACAGAACUGAUAUCAAUGCUUUGUUCUUGGGUUCCUAUAUGCAGCUCUCCUCUGUGAUAGCGAAGUUGGAACUGCUGUCACUGAAGCUGAAGGACUGCUGCUCUGAUACGCUAUAUCCCAUGCACAAUCUGUGUUCAGCUUUAUUUCUGUAUUGAUGCUGCAGCCUCCUUCAGACCUUUUACCUUUGCAUUGAUUGAGAGAAAGGGGUCUGGAGGAGCUAAGAGAUGUUAGGCAUAGGGUUAAGAAGUAUCAGGUGGAAAAGCUGUUGGCUGUAUGUUUCUCUUUGACAAAGGCAAAAGAUGCGUUUUAAGUCAGUUUGGCACUAAAUCAGUUUGUUAUAACACUGACUUCAGUGGGUUUAUUCUAGGGAUGUGCUCUUAAUAUCAUAGCCAGGAUUCAUAUUUUUCACUGGGUUUAAUCUGGUUUUGUCCAAACUUUCUUCAGAUUUACUUUCCUUGCUUAUGUAACAUACAUGGUCUGUGUAAGAUUAUAUUUUCAUAGAAACUCUGAUGUUUGCAUUCAUCACUUAUGGCAGCUAUUCUAAAGCCUGUUCUCUAGGAAAGUGAAGUUUUAUCUGUACAUUUGAACUAGACAUACCUGCCUGAGUAAGCCUUGGAUUAAUGGACCAGUUAUCUCAAUAAAACAGGGUUUGCAAACUGA
Molecule: messenger RNA, 6676 nt
Organism: Strigops habroptila (Kakapo)
Lineage: Eukaryota; Metazoa; Chordata; Aves; Psittaciformes; Psittacidae
Gene: DIXDC1
Product: DIX domain containing 1
Exons: 16
Coding region: 2189-3607 (472 amino acids)
Biological process (GO): canonical Wnt signaling pathway
Cellular component (GO): cytosol
Molecular function (GO): protein binding
Source: RefSeq, a predicted model, not a curated record